CUUCAGUCUCCUCCUCCCUCUCAGCCCCGCCCUCCAGGAGUGACUUGGUGUAGGAGAGAGAGAGAGAGAGAGAGAGAGAGAGAGAGACUCUGCAGACACACACUCACACAGAGUCACACACACUGAGAGCUUUUCUCCUCAGCCCUGCUGUGUCUUUACUAACGGGACAAGUUUAAACCUCCAGGAUAUCUCAGCCGGUUCUCCGCUUUCCCCCUCCUGUCCAUGUGAACAUCUCGACCCAGAGUGAGGAAGUUUACUGCUGCUGAAAGGAUGAUGAUGACGAUGAUGGGAGGAGGCCACAGACGAAGGUGCAGUCCUCGCUAGAAUCCUACUUUCUUCUCCAACUUCACCCCCCCUUCACCAUCCAUCCACGACUGCCGUCACUCACCCCUCCCCGCGCCAUGGCCAACCAUCUGGAGCUGAUCCAGGAGCUGCAGCAGCUGGACAAAGUGCCCAGUCUGGAGAGGCUGCGGGCGGCCCAGAAGCGACGUACCCAGCAGCUGAAGAGAUGGGCCAUGUACGAGAAGGAGAUGCAAAACAAGAAGCGGAAGGCUGACAAGAAGGGACGCAAUGCCAACAACCUCCUGCAAGAGUCCAAGAGGCACGUGUCGUUUGCAGCCAGCGUGGCGCUUCUGGAGGCCUCGGCCAGGAACGACCCAGAUGAAGUGCGCUACCUGCUGAAGAACAAUGUGAGUCCAGAUCUCUGCAAUGAAGACGGCCUCACUGCCCUCCAUCAGUGUUGCAUAGAUAACUAUGAGGAGAUGGUAAAGAUCCUGCUGGACCGAGGAGCCACUGUCAACGCUCAGGACAACGAGCUGUGGACGCCGCUGCACGCCGCUGCGACCUGCGGCCACGCAGGACUGGUCAAGAUACUCAUAGCACACGGUGCAGAUUUGCUGGCGGUCAACUCUGAUGGGAACAUGCCGUACGACCUGUGUGAAGACGACCCGACACUGGACAUCAUCGAGACGGCCAUGGCCAACAGAGGCAUCACCCAGGAGAUGAUCAACGAGACACGAGCGUCAACAGAAAGGAGGAUGCUGGGAGACGUUCAGGAACUGCUGAGACAGGGAGAGGAGGUCAACCAACAGGACACUCAGGGAGCUACGCUGCUCCACAUCGCAGCAGCAAGCGGCUACUCUCAGGCUGCAGAGCUGCUGCUGGAGGGGGGAGCUCGCAUGGACCUGAGAGACUCAGAUGGAUGGCAGCCUCUACACGCUGCGGCGUGCUGGGGUCAGAUGCAUGUGGCAGAGCUGUUGGUGUCUCAUGGAGCCAGUCUCAAUGCCAAGACCUUUCUAGAUGAGACCCCCAUCGAUCUGUGUGAGGAUGAGGAGUUCAGAGCCAUCCUGCUGGACCUGAAACACAAACACGACAUUAUCAUGAAGUCACAGCUCAAACACAAGACGUCACUGUGCAGGCGAACGUCCAGUGCAGGCAGCCGUGGGAAAGUGGUGCGGCGAGCCAGCCUGUCAGACAGACACAACUUGUGCCGUAAAGAGUAUGAGACGGAGGCCAUCGUGUGGAGGGGAGGGAGAGAGGAGGAGGAUGAGAAGGAGAAGGAGUCUGACCAGGAGAACCAGGUGGUUCAUGUCAAGCCAGUCGUAGCUGUGGAGCUGCCAGACAAGCCCAAGCUACCCACCAUCCUCAAAGACGGCAGCGGCAAACAGAACGGCCUCAUCGCCACGACGACGUCCAUGCCGCCGCAGUCGCCCUCCAACGGCAGCGCGCCGUCAUGCGACAAAGCCGCAGUCGUCUCCACCCAGCCGGCUCAGGAGGACGCCUGGCCGAGAGAGCGCGCCCAGACGCUUUCUGAGCUCAAGAAACAGAGGGCGGCCGCCAAGUUGUUGAAUCACCCUUUGUUCAACGGUCAUCUAGGUAACGGCUCCACAGACUCCUUCACUGAUGCCAAAAACAACUCCGAGGACCCCCGCAUGCCGCUGGUCUCCUCCAACGGCAACGCGGUUUUCUACACGCCAGCCAGCGGCGACCCGCCUCUUCUCAAACUGAAACAACCAAUGGAGGAAGAGCAGCCGAAGGUGCGAACUUGCUGCUGCAUCUCAUAGCACCCUGGCUCAACAGGAAGUGUUUGCACAGAGAGGUGAAGAAGGCGCUGUAGGAGGAGAGGAAGGAAGGAAGGAAAGGAGUGUUCCUGUCUUUUAACAUCCUUUUCCUCCCCUCCUUUAAGCUUCUCCCAAAGGAGACGGCAGGCCUGAAGAAGGUUUAGAAACUUGUACCUCCCCGCCAUGUGACUCCUGCUACACCAGGAGACACCUUUUCCCCAAAUGCAGGCAUGUUUCACCCGUAUCAGAGGACAGCAAAGGAACCGAGCAGUGCCCCUUUUUUCCCUCCAGGUGUCACUUGGAUUAAAAUUCCUUCUCAUUAAUUGAGUCUCUCUACAAGACAAGUAGAUAGAAAAGUCCUGGCCCUUUGCACCUUUAAGAAUCAAAGUGUGACCGGGUAAACUAUUCAUCGAGAAAGGGUCAAGAAGUUUGAGUCAGAAAUGUGGAAAAGACCCCAAGGUACAAGGUGCAUGUUCUUCUUUCAGAGAUGAAGAUGGAAUACAGUUUUCUACCUAACAUACAGAUGGUUUUUGUCUGAUUAAACAACAUUUUCUGCAGGACUAAACUCACAUUGUUCUGCUUUUCUGUCAUGUUCCUGUUUAACUGUGCAGGAAGGCCACCACAGAAUGGUUCGGAUGUGUCGCAUUACAUCAUGUUUUACUACAACAUAUCAGAAACAGUGAAACGUAGCAAAAAGAGAUCGGUGACGUCUCUUUUGAGGUAUCCUGUCGGGCUAAAAUGCUGCCUGCAUAAGAAAAGGGAAGGAAUGCCAUAUAACAGUGUUAUAAUAUUCAGGAAGCGUACUUCUACAGGAAAGAGUAUAGUUCUGCACUAGGGUUUGAAACUGUCACUAUUAUUCUGUCAACUAUACUUCACCUCACCGUCCUCUCAUGUCACACCUGAACUGACAGGUCAUGCUCUGUUUUAUGCAUAACCCACUGUGCUCUCUCGUUUAGAUAAUUUAAGCAAACAUGGUUGAAAAUUACUGUACAUUUCCUUAUUUAUAAAAUUAAUGUAAUGUGUAAAAAAAAGAAGUAUAUUAUGGUUGCUAAAGUUGAGUGUAUUUAUUAUUUGGUUGGUGUGUGGAGAGAGUGAUUGCAAUAUGAGAUGAGCUGGGGAGUUUUUCAGCAAAGCACCUUCUGACAUGAAAAAUCAAACGUUCAACGGAUCGAGUGAAUUAAGGGUUUCUGUCUGCUUUAUGUACAUGCUGUCCCGCACCAACAAGCCAUCCUAUUGGGAUGGGUUUGUGUCACUACAAAUAACAGUGUUAUUUGUUUAUGUUUUGGUUUGAUUAUUUUUUUCUGGUGGCCAUUGUGUGGCUUUGUCUUCUCUCCCAGUCACUGUAUUUGUUUCAUUAACAAAUUGUAACUGUUAUGUAAUGAAUUAUUGUAAGUAUAGUAUGAGUUUUUUUAGUAUGAGUUUUAUGGAGUUGUCUUCUUGCCUCAACAUUAAUCCACUCAUGGAUUUGGUAUUUAGCGAGCACACAAAAUUAUGUCAGGUGUGCUUGUAUGCAUCAUGGAUUUAACAUAAAAUAUAAGUACUAGAAGUAGCUUCUCUGCUUAAUUAAAGGA
Centropristis striata (black sea bass) is the source of this 3631-nucleotide messenger RNA. RefSeq names its product protein phosphatase 1, regulatory subunit 16B (gene ppp1r16b). Gene Ontology annotation, molecular function: enzyme inhibitor activity; protein binding; protein phosphatase regulator activity. Lineage: Eukaryota; Metazoa; Chordata; Actinopteri; Perciformes; Serranidae. The transcript has 11 exons. Bases 402 to 2063 code for a protein of 553 amino acids. The record is from RefSeq and is a predicted model, not a curated record. Gene Ontology annotation, cellular component: cytoplasm. Gene Ontology annotation, biological process: regulation of sprouting angiogenesis; establishment of endothelial barrier.